AUGGACUUUGGUGAGAUGAGUGGAAGAGCGAACGGGGGCCCGGAGGCCUGGAACGCUGCGAGCUCCCCUGGCGGCGGCCGGGAACACCAGGGAGAGACUCGGGUCCGGAGCCCCGCGGCUGGGUCAGUCAUGCGGGGGGAGCCGAGGGGGAAGGACUUGGAGGAGGAGGACGACGAGGACGAGUGGAUGCCGGGUGCGGGAGCGGUGCGGUGCGCGCUGCUGUGGGGCGGAGUGUUCGGGUGCGGGGGGGUGAUGCUCAUGGCGGUGGGGAUCAGCGUGAAGAGAUACGUGGUGUUUGCGUAUGUCGGGUCCACGCUCAUGGUCAUCGGCGUGGGGUUGAUCGUGUUUGGAUGGUACUUCUUUGCGGGACGGUCUGGCGCCUCCGACCCCGGAAAGGGGCCGGUGAGCGUGUACGUGAUCCCGACCCGAGAGGGAACCGCCAGCGGGGACAACGCAGACGCCCGCAAGGCCCCCACCCCACCCCGCCCCGCCCACCGAGGACACCCGCCUCCACGCCGGAAGCACAGUGACCACACGGACGUGGCGCCUUGUGAGAACGAGCUCUACCUGCUUCGCCUGUGA
This is a messenger RNA of Darwinula stevensoni, 582 nucleotides long. Lineage: Eukaryota; Metazoa; Arthropoda; Ostracoda; Podocopida; Darwinulidae. The record is from the annotation of a GenBank genome assembly.